Funneliformis geosporum is the source of this 288-nucleotide messenger RNA. Lineage: Eukaryota; Fungi; Glomeromycota; Glomeromycetes; Glomerales; Glomeraceae. The record is from the annotation of a GenBank genome assembly.
AUGAAGGAGCUAAGGAAUAAACAAAAGGAAGAUGAAGGGAAAAUGAAGAGAAAAUUAAAUGACGAAAGGGAAGGCAACGAAAGGGAAAAAUUAGAUGACAAAGGGAAAGGCGAGGAAAAGAAAGAAUUAGAUGAUGAAGGGAAAGGUGAUGAAAGGGAAGAUAAAAGGGAGCAAGAUAAAGAUGAAGGGGAAGGUGAUGAAAGAGAAGGGAAAGGUGACGAAAAAGAAGGGGAAGGUGAUGAAAAGGAAGGGGAAGAAGGUGACAAAAAGGAAGAUGAAAAAGAGUGA